GCCGUGUGUCCCUCCGCGUUGGGUCUGAGCUGAAGAAGACUGCAGAGGUUUUAUAAUAGAACAUAACUUUGGCUGUGUAGAAACUCAGAGGCAGUAUGGCCACUCCAGGAAAGCAGAGCAAGAAGGACAACAAAAGGCCAAUUCAAGCGAAGACCUCCUUCACCUCACCCUUCACCCCGCAGUGGACCUCACUUCCUCAAGAAGACAUGCACUUCAUCCUGAAAACCUUAAAGGAGAAACUGGUCUCCACAGGUCUUGAGAAGAAAGAGGUGAAAGUGUUUCGCCCAUGGAGGAAAAAGAAAGACCGAACACCCUCAGCCACGUCAGAGCCAGUUCCAGAGGUGAGCCAGGAUCCACAGGUACACGAUUCAUCUCCGAAACCCGGCUGGACAGAUGUGGCGGCCAGAAGACAACUGGCCAUUGGCAUCAAUGAGGUCACCAAAGCUCUGGAGAGGAAUGAACUCAAACUGGUGCUCGUGUGCAAGUCCGUGAAACCGAACUACAUGACGAGCCACCUGAUCCCAUUGAGUGCAACAAGAGGUGUGCCGGCCUGCCAGGUGCCCCGGCUGAGCCAGAGCGUGUCGGAGCCGCUGGGGCUGAAAAGCGUUCUGGCCCUGGGGUUCAGGCAGUGCGCCUCCAAAGACGACGAGCUCUUCACCGACACCGUAGAUGCCAUUACACCCAGAGUGCCUUCACUGGAUGUUUCAUGGCUACAAGGUGCGGCAGCCGGCGUGAUGCCCGAGCGUCCUGAUGACUUGCAGGAGGAAGAUGGAGAGAAGAGGGGCACGAAAAGGAAACUGGAGAGUGAAUCUGAGGUCACAGAGUCCGCCUCGUCCUGCACUCUGCAAACUCUCAAAGUGAAAAAAAUUGUAACUAACCCCACAAAGAAAAGAAAAAGUAAGCUUAAGUCAUAGCUUAAGUCAAAGGAAGUAGACACUGCCUAGAUAUUUAAAGGAACAUUCCUGUGUUUUUUGCCUAUUCCUAUUUUGCCUUUGUCACCCGUUAAAAUGAGUGGUCUUUUUCCUCCUCCUUUUAAGGGAU
Molecule: messenger RNA, 1041 nt
Organism: Scomber japonicus (chub mackerel)
Lineage: Eukaryota; Metazoa; Chordata; Actinopteri; Scombriformes; Scombridae
Gene: rpp38
Product: ribonuclease P/MRP 38 subunit
Exons: 2
Coding region: 96-914 (272 amino acids)
Biological process (GO): tRNA 5'-leader removal
Cellular component (GO): fibrillar center; nucleolar ribonuclease P complex; ribonuclease MRP complex
Molecular function (GO): ribonuclease P activity; ribonuclease P RNA binding
Source: RefSeq, a predicted model, not a curated record